GAUCAUCGCAAGCCGGUUUUAUCAGUCAAGUUCAUUUUAAAUCACUAGUUGGAGUUCACUUUACUCAGUCGGAUUUAAUUGUAAAUUAAUUUUUUUUUUUUAUAUCUAAGUCAGAGAAAUGGAUUCCUUUAAAAAAGGAUGGUUUAGUGAAUACAAUGAUCUAUGGCCUGGUAUAAGCGUUUCUUUUGAAGUUACGAAAAUUUUACAUCAUGAAAAGUCACAGUUUCAAGAUAUUUUAUUAAUUGAAACAAAAUCACAUGGAAAAGUUUUAGUACUUGACGGAAUAAUACAAUGCUCUCAAAAUGAUGAAUUUUCAUACCAAGAAAUGAUAUCGUUUUUACCAUUAUGCAGUCACCCGAACCCUAAAAAUGUAUUAAUUGUCGGCGGUGGAGACGGCGGGGUAGCAAGAGAAGUAGUAAAACAUCCUGAUGUCCAGCAUGUAACCCAAGUAGAAAUAGACGGUCGUGUAUUAGAUUUGUCCCGUAAAUAUUUACCACAAAUGGCCUGCGGGUUGGAUCAUCCCAAAGUGACUCUUUAUGUUGGUGAUGGGUUCGAAUUCAUGAAAAAUCACUCGCAGCAAUUCGAUGUCAUCAUCACUGACAGCAGCGAUCCAGUUGGACCAGCAGAGUGUUUAUUUAAAGAGUCAUACUUUGCGUUGAUGAAAACGGCUCUGAAACCCGGCGGAAUUGUUUGCAGUCAAGCGGGAACUGUUUGGUCUAAUGACAGACAAGUGGAACAGACAUUAGGACACUGCAGAUCUGUUUUUCCAGUUGCUGUUUAUGGGACUACAUCAGUACCAACUUACCCCACUGGACAAAUAGGAUUUGUAAUUGGCAGUCUUAAUCCAAAAACAAAAUUUCAAGAGCCAAUUAAAAUAUUCAGUGAAAAAGAAUUAGAUGACAUGGAUAUUAAAUAUUAUGAUGAUAAAAUUCAUAGAUCUUCAUUUGUACUGCCGAGAUUUGCCGCCAAAGCUUUAAAUCAAUCAUUAGGAAAAUAAUUAACAGGAUUUUAAAUAUUUAAAUAUAUAAAUAAUGAUUAUUUUAAAAAUUUAUUAUUUGCUUUAUUGUUUUUUCAUCUUGACAUUAAAUUUAUAAUUUAAAAGAUAUAAUAUAUGUAUAAUAAUAAUAUAUAUAUUUAUAAUUAUUGAAGGUAAAAUGUUUAUAAUAAAAAUAUAUGUAUAAUAAUUAAUAAAAAAAAUUAUAAUUAAUAAAAUAUUAAACAUUCCAGAAA
Molecule: messenger RNA, 1230 nt
Organism: Microplitis mediator
Lineage: Eukaryota; Metazoa; Arthropoda; Insecta; Hymenoptera; Braconidae
Gene: SpdS
Product: spermidine synthase
Exons: 5
Coding region: 119-997 (292 amino acids)
Biological process (GO): spermidine biosynthetic process
Cellular component (GO): cytosol
Molecular function (GO): spermidine synthase activity
Source: RefSeq, a predicted model, not a curated record